CCAUAAAACCUGAAAUGCACGUUGCGUGUCACCGCCAAAGCGAAGAAAAAACCCGCCCUUUCUCUCCUUCCACCCCGGGAGGUGCCAGGUCUCAAUCUGCAAGUGUAUUGUCCGGCCCUUAGGGGUCACGGUUAAUGAUUGGCGGCAGCCCGAGCGCGGCGGCGGAGCGAGAGGGACGCUAGUAGGGCCGCCCGCGAACAGCAACGUGAGCGCCGGGCCCGCCGAGCCUGCCGGCCGCCUGGCGCCACCUCCCGUCUUCCGCCCCUGGUACCUCAGGGGGUUCCGGGCGCCGGGGACGCGCGGGGGCCCCCAUGGAGACAGCGUCGCCGGCGGGACCCGGCGCGCCGCAGCUGGCGGCGCGGGGAGCGGAGAGAGCGUCCCGAAGCCUGCUGCGCAGGAUAAAAGACAAACUCUUCACCUGGAACAUUUUGAAAACAAUUGCUCUGGGUCAGAUGUUAUCCUUGUGUAUAUGUGGAACGGCCAUCACCAGCCAGUAUUUGGCAGAAAGAUACAAAGUAAACACUCCCAUGCUUCAGAGCUUCAUCAACUAUUGCUUACUAUGCCUAGUUUAUACAGUGAUGCUGGCAUUUCAACCAGGCAGUGAUAACCUUUUAAUAAUCUUGAAAAGAAAGUGGUGGAAGUACAUUCUGCUGGCAUUGGCAGAUGUGGAAGCUAAUUACCUGAUGGUCAGAGCCUACCAAUAUACAACGUUAACCAGUGUGCAGCUUUUGGAUUGCUUCGGGAUUCCUGUGUUGAUGGCUCUCUCGUGGUUCAUUCUUCAUGCAAGAUACCGAGUCAUCCACUUCAUCGCUGUGUCUGUCUGUCUGCUGGGUGUAGGAACCAUGGUUGGUGCAGACAUAUUAGCAGGGAGGCAAGACAGUUCAGGGAGUGACGUACUGAUCGGUGACAUCUUGGUUCUUCUUGGGGCUUCCCUCUAUGGCAUUUCUAACGUCUGUGAAGAAUACAUCGUGAAGAAGCUGAGCAGACAGGAGUUUUUGGGAAUGGUGGGCCUAUUUGGAACAAUUAUCAGUGGCAUACAGCUGUUGAUUGUGGAGUAUAAGGAUAUUGCUGCCAUUCACUGGGACUGGAAAAUCGCCUUGCUGUUUGUGGCAUUUGCCUUCUGUAUGUUUUGCCUGUACAGCUUCAUGCCACUGGUAAUUAAAGUCACUAGUGCCACCUCUGUCAACCUGGGCAUCCUGACAGCAGACCUUUACAGCCUUUUCUUUGGACUCUUCCUGUUUGGCUAUAAGUUUUCAGGGCUCUAUAUCCUGUCCUUCACCAUCAUCAUGCUGGGGUUUAUCCUGUACUGCUCCACCCCGACCCGCACAGCAGAGCUGGCCGAAAGCACCGUACCUGCAGUCACCAGCAUUGGGAUCGACAACCUGGGCCUGAAGCUUGAGGAGAAUCUCCAGGAGACCCACUCUGUGGCCUUGUAGCUGGAGAAGACAGCGCUUCCUGGGCCCACCGGGAUGGAGCAGAGUCUGCUGACUGCUGAGGGACACGGGGAAAUAUCAGGCUUGGAGUGAACACUCUGCGUCACUGGACUGGAUCCAGGGGUUAGAUUUUGGAAAGAAACAUUAAAUGAUGUAUUCAAAGUAAAAAAGAGAGCAGAACCCAGGCUAGGACUGUGUUUCUGUAUGUUUGAGGACCAACCUGUUAGUGUCUGGGAGGCAAGUGUGGGCCCCAGGCUGGGAAGAACAGGGCAGGAGGGAUGCCCGGGAGUGAGCAGGCCUCAGGACCUGGCCGAAAGCAGGGUCGGGGCUAGGCUCUGUGGGCAGAAGGAGGGCAGGCCAGGAUGGCUCUGGAGUAGUUUUCUUCAGUUUGAGGCUUUGAGUUUGUAAUCUGUGUCAUUGUCCACAGGCCUUGUGGCCUUAGGCAUGUGAGGCCUGGUGACGAUUGCAUAUGGUGGGAAGAUGGAUGGGCCAGCACUGAAGAAGUCCUGAGGUUCAAGUAUGAGUACUAUAGAAGCAUUAGGCUGGAGUGCAGUCAACUUAGGAACCCUCUCCUAAUUUUUUUAAAAAACAUAUCUCCUCUGCCAUUCAUUCCAGGUUCAUCAAACUCUUCUCUGCUCCCACAGUCUGUGACACUGGACACUUUUUCUACAUUUUCAAUCCUAGAUUCUAUUCUCCAGGAUUUCUUAGACUGGAGUAAAUAAAUGCAUGUUAUCUUUUCUGAAAAGUUCUCAUGACCCCUGGGUCGUAAUUGGUAAACUAAAUUAUCCAAAAAAGAAGAAAACUUCAUUUCUAUAACUGGUAGAUAAAAAUAAUCAUCGAAAUGAAAACACAAUAGUAAUAAUUUCUCAGAGUAUGUCUGGCAACCCUGCAAGACCUCGGUGUUAAAAGAAGAUACUACCCCAUUUCUUCCCAAAUAUUUGUAAUGACAUGAGAUUUUAUGAUACGUACUUCAAUACAGAAACGUUAACAUGUAGCAUCAGUAUAAUAAUCAACAAAAUGCCACUUUAAGAAAACUGUAUGUAGGCGGCGCCUGUGGCUCAGUGAGUAGGGCGCCGGCCCCAUAUGCCUAGGGUGGCGGGUUCAAACCCAGCCCCCGCCAAACUGCAACAAAAAAAGUAGCCGGGCGUUGUGGCGGGCGCCUGUAGUCCCAGCUACUCGGGAGGCUGAGGCAAGAGAAUCGCUCUAAGCCCAAGAGUUAGAGGUUGCUGUGAGCCAUGUGACACCACGGCACUCUACCGAGGGUGGUACAGUGAGACUCUGUCUCUACAAAGAAAAAAAAAAAGAAAAGAAAACUGUAUGUAAAUUUUUUUAUAAUAAUAAGAAAUGAUGGAUAAGUGUUCAUACUAGUAAAAGACUUUGAAUUCCUGGGAGUACAGUCACUGUAUGGUUUCAUUUUUUUUUUUUUAAUUUUAUUUUUCUUCUUCCCCUUGUGCAUGAUAAAUAACUUAAUAUUCAAGAUUUCUUGAUAUUUAACUUUUCAGAGUCAUGCCUUCUGUGAGGUGAGGCAAAGCUGUCUAUCUGGGGCUGUCCCAAGACCAAAGGGAAUUCAGAGUGGCUCAUGGAUCAUUUACAGGAAUACAUACUUUCCAGAUCCGAAUUACCACAAUGGGUUUUUUACUUUUGAGUGAAAUAAUCUUUCAUUCUCUGCCAUGAAAUAAAACUUCCUUUUCAAUUGAUGUUUGUUUUUCAUUAACAACUAUGUGUUAUCAGUGAAUGGAGAAGGUUACAAUGUUUGGCUACUUUGGGAAGACUUGAUUUGGUUAGCCCACUGAUUGUCAUCAUUUUUAAAUUUGUGUCAUUGUGCUCAUUGUUCUGUUUUAUUCAUACCAAUGACAGCUGCAGUCAAAACCAUGGUUGCUGGAGGCAUCCAUGCUCAGUGGGUAGGGCGCUGGCCACAUACAACAAGCUUGGCGGGUUCAAACCUGGCCUGGGUCAGCUAAACAACAAUCACAAUUGCAACAAAAAAAUAGCUGGUGAGGGUGACAUAGUGAGACUCUGUCUCAAAAAAAAAAAAAAAAAAACCCUCCAAAACUGUGGCUGCUGAUCCUCCACCUGUAAGAUUGCUAUUUAACUGCCAGCAUCAUUCACAAGGUCUUUGGUUACAUAUUUGGGCGUUCAGCAAAUUCAUGCCUGCACAUUAUGAUGGACUUCAGAAAAAGGAGGUAGCAAUUUUUUGAACCCUAGGAAAUCACCCAAAUCUCAAUUUGUCUCUGUUAACUUCUAGAAAUGUACUUUGUUUACAUAUUCAAGUGAAAACACAACAUUAAACAUUUCAGAGAAUGAACUUCGAAAUACAUAUCAAACUGAGAAAUACUUCAUCAUAAGUAAAUAUGUGUAUUUUAACAUAAUUGAAUUAUCCCACUUGAGUCUGCGUGUUCUUGGAAAAACCUUAAGUUGCUCCUUGUAACUGAUUUGUGUUCCUCCUCAAUAAACAAAUAUUUAUUG
Nycticebus coucang (slow loris) is the source of this 3899-nucleotide messenger RNA. It is a transcript of the gene SLC35F2, whose product is annotated as solute carrier family 35 member F2. Gene Ontology annotation, biological process: transmembrane transport. The record is from RefSeq and is a predicted model, not a curated record. The transcript has 8 exons. Lineage: Eukaryota; Metazoa; Chordata; Mammalia; Primates; Lorisidae. Gene Ontology annotation, molecular function: transmembrane transporter activity. Gene Ontology annotation, cellular component: membrane. The coding region runs from base 312 to 1436 and encodes 374 amino acids.